UUUGCUUCGUGCAUAUUCCUGGGUUUCAACUCCUUACUUGUCUCGGAGUCGGAAAAGCACUAGAUAUGGCGGAAUCAGCGACUCUUUUCAAACCUCCGCCGUUGGAUCCCACCAAGGCGCCCGUUGAGAAUGUGUUAGAGCUGACACCGGUGAUUGACGUGGGGAAAGAUGUUUUCACCAAUACGCGACCCCUUUGGCAUCCGCCUGGUGCGCGAGGCAUCUACGGCGGUGCUGCCAUCGCCCAGUCUCUCGCCGCUGCGCUACGAACUGUUCCCGCCGAUUUUGCCGUCCAUAGCAUGCACUGUUACUUCCUCCUCGCCGGUGACUCCGAAAUCCCUAUACUGUACCACGUGGAACGAGUACGUGAUGGAAGGAGCUAUAUCACGCGGACGGUACAGGCCAAACAGCGCGGUCGCCCCAUCUUCACCACAACACUGAGUUUCAACAAGGCCAACAGUGGCGGCAAGAAGAAGCUCGAGCAUGCAUCUUCGAUGCCAGCUGUCACUUUGCCAGAGGAGCCUGGACCGGGGUCUAAAAGGAGGUUCGAGGAAUCGGGCGGUGGGCCAUUUGAAUCACAGAAAGCGGGGGUUAUAGAUCGAAACCGUCCUCCUCAGGAGAGGAAAACGAGACGAUUCAUGCGGUCACGGGGCAAGAUUUCCGAUGCGGGUGGUCAUCAGGCUCAUCUUUCCGCCCUUGCAUAUAUGACCGACAGUUAUUUCAUUGGCACUGUGUCCAGGGUUCACAACAUUCCUCGGUUCUCUUCCCCAGAGGAACUCAAGAAGGCACUAAAUGCGCUCAAGAACCCGUCUGACCUAGAUGAUGAGGAUAUUGCGCGCGCUCUCAAGGAGCUGAAGGAAGAAGAAACGGCAGAUUUACGCCGUCGCUUGGAGGGCGCUUUGCACAGAGUAACUAACCAGCCACCCCAGGAACAUAAGGAAGUGGGCAUGAUGGUCAGUCUUGAUCACUCGAUCCACUUCCAUAACCCUUGGGCAUUCCGGGCAGACGAAUGGAUGCUUACAGAAAUGGAGAGUCCUUGGGCCGGUGAGGGACGAGGUUUGGUUCUGCAGAAAAUCUGGUCAAAGGAUGGAACAUUGAUCGCUACAUGCACCCAAGAGGGAGUCGUGCGCCUCAAACAAGACGAGCCACCUCGGUCUAAGCUUUGACGACGAGGACACAUGCCGUUGACGUCCAGUCGUAGUAGAUAUACCCGUAUUUGUGUAUUCUGGAGUAAAUUAUGUUAGAUAGUAUAGAUCUGGUUAAUAGUACAUAGUAUAGUCUGCAACGAACCGAUCAUAUUCC
Messenger RNA from Aspergillus neoniger CBS 115656, 1299 nucleotides. Its product is annotated as acyl-CoA thioesterase II. Gene Ontology annotation, molecular function: fatty acyl-CoA hydrolase activity. The record is from RefSeq and is a predicted model, not a curated record. Gene Ontology annotation, biological process: acyl-CoA metabolic process; fatty acid catabolic process. The transcript has 4 exons. NCBI's taxonomy places the organism in Eukaryota, Fungi, Ascomycota, Eurotiomycetes, Eurotiales, Aspergillaceae. The coding region runs from base 66 to 1163 and encodes 365 amino acids. Gene Ontology annotation, cellular component: peroxisomal matrix.